GCUAAAACUCGUUUGGAACUUCUUCUCGAGCUCUGGUUCUCUAUGGGUGGCAUGGCUUAAGGGGAAUAUUUUCUCAAGGAAGAGCUUCUGGGUAACAAAGGUGGCCAAUCACUUUUCCAAAACAGUGAACAGCAUGCUUCAGCUUAAACCCACCAUCACAGAGUUCCUCAGAUGUGCGGUGGGAGAUGGGCGUGAUGCUUCUUUCUGGUAUGACUCGUGGACCGAGUUUGGUCAGCUCAUCACCUUCCUCGGGGAGACUGGUCCAAGGCAACUCAGAUUAGCGAAUGAUGCGCAUGUUCUAGAUGCUUCGAGAGAUGGAAAUUGGGCUUUACCGGCAGCUCGAUCAGAAAACUCUCAGGCCUUAUUGGUUGCCCUUACUGAAACUCCUGCACCAAAUGAUUGCAAUGGCCGAGACUCCUACUUCUGGCGUAAUGCUGCAGGUGACUACCGUCCCACCUUCUCCUCCAAAGAAACCUGGGAACAACUAAGGCUCCACUCUCCUGUAGUCCCUUGGGCUGACGUGGUAUGGUUUAAACAAAAUGUGCCCCGGUUCUCCUUUAUUAUCUGGUUGGCACUUUUGAAUCGGCUGCCUACGAGAGAUAGACUCAGAGGUUGGGGAAUGAGUGUCCCCACUGCUUGUGUUCUCUGCUCGAAUGGUACAGAAACCCAUGACCACCUUUUCUUCACUUGUCCUUUCUCCUCAGAGCUCUGGGGGUUCUUCGCUGCGAAACUCUUUCCCAGUCCUCCAACCGCUCUUCUAGCGUCCUCAGCUUGGAUCCUCACUCACAGUCAGCCGCACACCGUCAAAGCCACUGCUAUCGUCAAACUUCUCUUCCAAACGGUGGUCUACCAUCUCUGGAAGGAGAGGAAUGCGAGGAUCUUCUCAGCGUCUCAAUCCUCCGCAGUUACACUCCGCCGCUCUGUCGACCGCACAAUCUGAGACCGCCUCCUGUCUUUCCCAGGGUCCGAUUUGCACUCUCCCUCUCUCCUUGAAGUUUACUUUAGUCGUAUUUCUCAUCUUCUGUAAUUUUAAUUGUUCUUUUUUGCCUUUAGUUCCUGUGAUAAUGGGUUUUUUGU
Messenger RNA from Camelina sativa (false flax), 1077 nucleotides. NCBI's taxonomy places the organism in Eukaryota, Viridiplantae, Streptophyta, Magnoliopsida, Brassicales, Brassicaceae. The record is from RefSeq and is a predicted model, not a curated record.